AUCCAUCAUCCCUCUGUCUCUUCGUCUCCUCCAAUCAUUUAACCUUUUUUUGUUCUUCUAUAUCGAUUCUUUUUGCCUCGUCAUUGCUGUUGUCGAUUUUCUUUUGUAGUUCACUCAUUCAAGGCCCAUCUAUAACCCAGUCCGGUAAAUCCGCUUAUCAUGACUUCGCAGUCAUAUCAACGGGUAAGUGAAACCACUCCCCUUCAAGUGACUAUGUUACUGUCGUUGCUGUCACUAGACGUUUGCUCAUCUCUUUAUGAAUGAUCUAUAGGUGAAUACUCGUGAUGACGAUGAUGAUGGUCGACUCGAAGCCUUUCCGAAUCUGACUGCUGGAAUCCCCGCUUCGCCUCCGCCUCCUUUCCAUUCGCGAUCAUCGUCACCUUCGUCGCGUCGCUUGCUCCAUGAAGACCCCAUGCGAGAUGGUCCCGAUAAUGCGCUAGAGGAUGCCUUUGAUGAUGGAAAUGACUCAGACGACGCGGAUGAAGCCGACGAUAGACAGCGAUUGAUGAGAGGAGAUCCUACUAUAACCGCAACAACCACCAAUAACACAUCAGCAGAGUCAAAUGCGGCGGCCGCUCAACCGUCAUCAACACAAAGACGUGCCACUAUGCUACCGACUUUUACUUCAAAUUCGCGAGUGAUAGGAACGGGUUCAUCAAAUGACGGUGUCUUUGCCAACCUCAAUGCCAAGCCCGAGAGGGCUGAGAAGCAGGAAGAAGAUCUACCUCCAUCAUAUGAACAAGCAGCUGCCGAUGCUACACCUCCUUAUUGGGAAACUACUAUAAUGGCCCCUGGCAUGUCCUCCGAUGAAGUAUACGUCGAUGGUCUGCCUGUUGGAUCCGUCUUCUCGUUUGCAUGGAACGGCAUGAUUUCCAUGUCCUUCCAGCUCGUCGGAUUCCUUCUCACAUAUCUCCUUCACACUACCCAUGCUGCCAAGAACGGCAGUAAAGCCGGUCUGGGUCUGACUCUUGUGCAAUAUGGCUUUUAUAUGAAAGGAAGUGGCGUCUCAAGACCCGAUAAUGAUGCAGACCCAUAUACAUCUCCACCAGAUCCUAAUAGUCAUAACUUUGAUCCGAACUCUAUUGGCGACGGUUCUGGUGCAGGUGGCCAAGGAGGUGGAAGUGGAGGCAACGGCAUCUCCUCAAUUACAACAAGUGAAUGGAUAUCGUAUAUCUUGAUGGUUGUUGGUUGGUUUAUUUUGAUUCGAUCCGUUAGCGACUUUCUUCGCGCUCGCAAGCAUGAACAACUCAUUCUACAAAGUCCGGAAAGAGGCCUUAGUGUCCCUGUUAUCGCCGAAGGCGAGUCCGCCGAGAGGGUCGUCUAAUCUGCACUAUGUUCAGGCGCAUAAUUGAUGACGGAGUCCUGGCGUCUCGUUCUUCUUAUUUUCAUACGGUUACCUUUGGCUUCUUGGAAGUGAGCUCUGUUUGCUAUAACCGCUUUUCCAUUGUCUCUUGUAUUGUACUUAUUUUUGGAAGAUACCACAUAUAUUCAUUAGGGAUACCUCUCACUUCGCUCUACCGGUCAUAUCUUGUAGAUGGGCUUCCCCGGAGAUAGGUCACUCAGACUAGAGCUGCAAACGAAGAUUACCUACCUGAAUAUAGCAGUGAGAUAAUCUUAUUUUGAAUUGACA
This is a messenger RNA of Talaromyces stipitatus ATCC 10500, 1630 nucleotides long. Its product is annotated as metal homeostatis protein bsd2. Gene Ontology annotation, biological process: positive regulation of protein ubiquitination; ubiquitin-dependent protein catabolic process; metal ion transport. Gene Ontology annotation, cellular component: endoplasmic reticulum; Golgi apparatus; perinuclear region of cytoplasm. The record is from RefSeq and is a predicted model, not a curated record. The coding region runs from base 413 to 1324 and encodes 303 amino acids. NCBI's taxonomy places the organism in Eukaryota, Fungi, Ascomycota, Eurotiomycetes, Eurotiales, Trichocomaceae. The transcript has 2 exons.